Molecule: messenger RNA, 693 nt
Organism: Candida albicans SC5314
Lineage: Eukaryota; Fungi; Ascomycota; Pichiomycetes; Serinales; Debaryomycetaceae
Exons: 1
Coding region: 1-693 (230 amino acids)
Source: RefSeq, a predicted model, not a curated record
AUGGACAUCAGCAACCAUCAGCCCAAUGUAUCUCAAACUGUACCCUUCCUUUUUAAUGUCCUUCAAAUAAUCUUGAACGUAUUCUGGGAAUUUGUUCGAGUACCCUUCAUUCAACGAGUAGAUGUUCUUAGUAUCUGGCAACUUCAAGUUUGGAUGGGUCAAGAUAAAUUCACCCAACUGAGUAUCCAAAGUAAAAAGAUUGACACCGUGACCUGUAGUCAAUGCCAAAUGGGCAGAUGCACCGUACAUGGUGUACCCCGCAGCGACCAUCUCCUUACCAGGACGCAAGACAUCGCUGAUGCCACCAGUAGACCCCUCUUGCAACUUGUACACACCAAAAAUCGUACCAACAGAAACACCAGCAUCGAUAUUGGACGACCCAUCAAUUGGAUCAGUACAAACAGCAUAUGUGCCACCACCUGGGAACACAAUAAGGUCUUCUUGCUCUUCAGAAACCAAAACCUUGACGUUGUUGGAAGAUCUCAUGGCAUUGAUAAAGAUCUCAUCACCAAUCACAUCCAAUUUCUUCUGAACAUCACCGGUAGAGUUGGCAGAGCCAGAAACACCAAUAAGGUUGACCAACUCAGCUCUUCUGAUAUUGUGGGCAAUAAACUUGAAUGCAAAUUGAAGCGCAUUCAACAACAACGACAACUCACCGGUGGCGGUGGGAGCAACAGUUUGCUGUUCUUGUAA